Molecule: messenger RNA, 168 nt
Organism: Trametes versicolor FP-101664 SS1
Lineage: Eukaryota; Fungi; Basidiomycota; Agaricomycetes; Polyporales; Polyporaceae
Exons: 1
Source: RefSeq, a predicted model, not a curated record
CCUUGUUUCCCGAUCUCACAAGUUUCAGACCAGCUCUCCCAGUCCGUAAGGACUAGGAUCACGGCCUUCAAUGAGGACUACCAGCAGCCGGCAGCACCUAAAAGAUGCGCGCAGCCGCGGCGUAUCCCCGAGUGGUUAAUUGCAACAGGUUUAGCCAUCGGCAAGUAA